AAGUAGGUCAAAUAAAAACAAAUGAAACUUUUUUUGGUCGCUAGUAGCAGAAAUCAUGAAGAACCAUAAAGUAUCUGGCUCGUAUUAACAGUGGGUCCUUAAUAGACCUCUAGAUAUUUCAUAAUGGGGCAAUAUCACCAUGAGAACCAGAACCUUGUCAGUAGAGCCGGUAAGACCAAUGGCAAUCCAGGCUGGUCAUAUUCUGUGCUGGAUGUAGAGAUUGACCGUGGAUGUCAUCAGUUGAAGCCGAACAAUCUAUGCAUAGCUGGAAGUAGUACAGAGAAUAUACCACUGUAUGAGUUUAAUGAGGUCCCGAUGUGGCUGCAACACAAUCCAUAUGUAGUGUCCGGAUAUAGGUCUUUGCUACCAGGCAGUCUUUGUUUAAAAAGUUUAUUUGUCUGGAGCAAUGAGAGUAUCAACAUCUGGUCUCACCUUCUAGGAUUCAUGAUCUUUGUUGUGUUGAUGAUCUAUGAUAAUGCUAUAGGGGUGCCUAACCAUAAUGGCAGUUGGUCUGAUCACAUCAUUGUCACCCUUGGUGUUCUGUGCUAUCAGUUUUGUAUGGUGUGUUCAGCAGGCUACCAUGUGUUUGUGUGUCACUCAGAGCGUGCCAGUAAAAGAUGGCUGGCUGUAGAUUUAACAGGAAUCUCAAUAGGAAUUAUAGGGUGCUACCUGCCAGCUGUACAUUAUGCUUUCUACUGUCUCUCCAUUUGGAGAGAUAUUUACCUGAUUAUAAUCUCACUGUUGUCAGUGGCUGUUCUAGUCUUGCAACUGCACCCCCAUUUUUUCCACCACUCAUGGGCAAGGACGCGUAUCUUACUGUAUUGUUCAUUGGUUGGCUAUGGUAUCAUUCCAACUGUACACUGGGUGCUACUAAGUGGGGGCUUACAUACAGAACUAGUCAAGUUGUUCCUUCCAAAGGUGACUGUGAUGUACAUACUCGGGGUGAUUGCAUUUGUGUUCUACCUGUCUAAAUUUCCUGAAAGGUGUUGCCCAGGAAGAUUUGACUAUCUAGGUGCAAGUCAUCAGUGGUGGCAUGUCACGGUGGUUGUGGCAUGUUUGUGGUGGCAUGACAGUAUCACAUCCAUUAUGGACUAUAGGAUCCAGAAUCCAUGUAUCUCAUAA
This is a messenger RNA of Owenia fusiformis, 1122 nucleotides long. NCBI's taxonomy places the organism in Eukaryota, Metazoa, Annelida, Polychaeta, Sabellida, Oweniidae. The record is from the annotation of a GenBank genome assembly.